Schizosaccharomyces osmophilus is the source of this 879-nucleotide messenger RNA. RefSeq names its product tRNA acetyltransferase Tan1 (gene tan1). Gene Ontology annotation, biological process: tRNA modification. The transcript has 6 exons. Gene Ontology annotation, molecular function: RNA binding. The record is from RefSeq and is a predicted model, not a curated record. Lineage: Eukaryota; Fungi; Ascomycota; Schizosaccharomycetes; Schizosaccharomycetales; Schizosaccharomycetaceae. Bases 1 to 879 code for a protein of 292 amino acids.
AUGGCAAAACGCGAUCGUUCAGACGCAAAUCAAGGUGGUGCUCCAGGAAAAAAGCUCAAGUUUAAACGUACAGGCAUUGAGAAAAAUGAAAGUGGAAUUUUGAUUACAGUACCUCGUGGUAAAGAGAGACAAGCAUCCAACGAGAUUAUUAAUGUCUUCUCUCAACAUGUUGCUACGCUCUGGCCUGAAACAAUAGGAUCUGAGGAGACGGAUGAUGAAGAAGGUGAUUUGGAAGAUGCCAUUUCACGCGAAUUAGAAGAAAUGAAAGAAAAGAAAAAAAGCAAAAAGGAGUUGCUAACUCCCAUCUUGAUUGAUAUACAAUGUGUGGUUUUUAUAAAAACGAGAUCUCCUGUAGACCCUGUAAAAUUGGUGGAAUACACUUGCAAAGAAGGGAGGACGAAAAAGAUGACUCGUUUUACCCAAAGGUUGACACCCAUAGUUAGGACAACAGGAGCCUCCAUUGAAGACUUGGAAAACUUGGCCUCAGAGGUAUUAAAACCUCAUUUUCAUGAAGGACAACAGAGUUUGAAGUUUGCCGUCCAAGCUACUAUUCGAAAUCACUCAGUAAUAAAGAAGGACGAUAUUUACAGGUCCAUUGCGAAAUGUGUUGGACAUGAUCAUAAAGUCGACCUGAAAAAUUAUGAUCUUCUCAUCGUGGUUCAGGUGUUUAAGAACAUUAUUGGAAUGAGUGUUGUGAAAGAUUAUGAGCAGUUGCGAAGAUAUAAUUUGAAUGAGCUGUACCAACCGGAAAGUUCAAAAUCUGACGAGAAGACGAAACCUUUAGAGAAGGAAAUCACCAACGGUGAAAGCAGUCAAGCUGCUGAAAUAAGCACAACAUCAGAUGUCCCAGAACAGAAAGGGUCACCUGCUGACGCUUAG